Molecule: messenger RNA, 1575 nt
Organism: Aspergillus tanneri
Lineage: Eukaryota; Fungi; Ascomycota; Eurotiomycetes; Eurotiales; Aspergillaceae
Exons: 5
Coding region: 1-1575 (524 amino acids)
Source: RefSeq, a predicted model, not a curated record
AUGGAGAACACUGCCGAAAUCAAUAUUAUCAAGGAUUUUGUCCGUAAAUCCGCACACGAGGAAAUGGAGCGGGAUGGUUAUACCCGGUUCCCCUUAGUAACCCAGCGGGAGUUAUGGAAAUGGAACAAGACUGUGAAAAGUUCGAAAAAAAUAACCGCGCCAUCCUUCCAUUACUGUAAGUUGCCGGGUGCGGAGUUUCUGACGUCGGACCUAGAGGCGUCACCUCGAAACCCGAUUCGGGAAAAAGUCGAGGAGCUUAUAAUGCAGGGGCCCAGUAUGGUGGAGUGCGUCGCGGUUCCCGAGUCUGACCAGAAGUCGCCACUUGACUUCAUGACAGCACACCCCAUUCACACCCGUGAUGCGAUUUCCUUUAUUCCGCUAACAGGAAAUGCCGACUGGGAUAACGGGUUGUUUGCGAUUUGUACUGGCUCUCAUUAUCAGAGUCUCGAGCAAUUUUACCGCCAGCCUGAGCGAGAUAUUCACCGGAUUGUGGUCGAGCAAUACUGGGUCCUUCCAGUUGAAGGGGCGACCUUUGUUCAACCGUCGCCGAACGGUGGUAUGAAGAUGAUUUGGCGUGUCCCUUCCCUCACCCCGAGAUUCCGUGAUCUCCAAUGGACUCUUUCAGCUUGCAGGCUGCUGGACAUUCUAUCUGCCAUGGCGGGAAGGAAGCCCCAGCGUAUUAUCCAGGCAAAGGAUAUCUUUGAUUGCAUGCUGCGCCAAUUGAAUAACGUCUCAAAAUAUUUUGAAAAGGACCACACCCAGUUAGUCUUGAGGAUCGAUCCCAAACCAGACCAAGACAUCCGAUUAGCUGCUCUGUUCAUGAGUGGAGAAGACCCUCGGGAUAGGAGUUUUUAUCGACUACUGGGUUCAAGGUCUUUGGCAUUGGAAAGGGAGCAAUGGCCCAGCAACAGACCGUCAGAUAGGGGUAUGAUCAUCCCAAAGACCUACGGGAUAGUCAGCAAAUUUCUCCGCAGUCAAGGGCUAGAGGCCUCUACGUUUGUUAGAGAGGCAUUACGGUCUGGUCAGAUCCUUCUCCGUAUUGAGGAGGGUGUUGGAGUUCCGGGAAUCUCCUUGUGUCUGCUCCCGGUAUUCCCGAAACUCCAGCACUUGCCACGGGACGAAGAAGCCAAAGCUAUACAGUUAUUAAAAGGUAGUUCGAUGAUUCUAAGAUUGGCUGCACGCCUGUCCCUCUGCUUGUUGGGCGUUAUGGAUACCAAGCAUGGUACAACUAUCACAUCGAUGGUCGCCGCAAAGCUUCGUCGCCUCCAUCGGGAGAAUCCGCCCACGACGCCGUCGCCUUCUCCGUGGGUUCGUCCUCGUUCAUCCUCUGAAGAGAUGUGUUUUCACACCUGCGCCCCCUCGGUUUCGCCGGAAUGGGAGGGAUUUCCAUCCUCUCCUGCUUCGGCGGAGCCGGACGGAGUCGAAUCGCCCUCUCCGGACGUGUCUGGUAAGUCCGGUGCGUUUAUUUUCAUCGCCCCUUUGUCUCCAUCGGCGGCUUCGGUCGUCCAGGUGCAGACUACCCCUGCGCCGGUCCAUGUUGAUACGAAUGGUUUGCCUUUGGCCCAGGGGGGGUAG